This is a messenger RNA of Perognathus longimembris pacificus (Pacific pocket mouse), 1690 nucleotides long. RefSeq names its product neurofilament light chain (gene Nefl). The transcript is spliced from 4 exons. Gene Ontology annotation, biological process: neurofilament bundle assembly. Gene Ontology annotation, cellular component: axon; cytoplasm; postsynaptic intermediate filament cytoskeleton. Bases 59 to 1690 code for a protein of 543 amino acids. Gene Ontology annotation, molecular function: structural constituent of postsynaptic intermediate filament cytoskeleton. NCBI's taxonomy places the organism in Eukaryota, Metazoa, Chordata, Mammalia, Rodentia, Heteromyidae. The record is from RefSeq and is a predicted model, not a curated record.
CUUCUCUCCGUCCAGGCCUCCGUCGCGGCCCGGGGGCCGGGGGCGCACGGCCGCCACCAUGAGUUCCUUCGGCUAUGAGCCGUACUACUCGAGCUCGUACAAGCGGCGCUACGCGGAGCCGCCCCGGGUCCACAUCGCCAGCGUGCGCAGCGGCUACAGCGCGGCGCGCUCCGCGUACUCCAGCUACUCGGCGCCCGUCUCCUCCUCGCUGUCGGUGCGCCGCAGCUACUCCUCCAGCUCCGGGUCGCUGAUGCCCAGCCUGGAGAACCUCGACCUGAGUCAGGUGGCGGCCAUCAGCAACGACCUCAAGUCCAUCCGCACGCAGGAGAAGGCGCAGCUGCAGGACCUCAACGACCGCUUCGCCAGCUUCAUCGAGCGCGUGCACGAGCUGGAGCAGCAGAACAAGGUGCUGGAGGCCGAGCUGCUGGUGCUGCGCCAGAAGCACUCGGAGCCGUCCCGCUUCCGCGCGCUGUACGAGCAGGAGAUCCGCGACCUGCGCCUGGCGGCCGAGGACGCCACGACCGAGAAGCAGGCGCUGCAGGGCGAGCGCGAGGGGCUGGAGGAGACGCUGCGCACGCUGCAGGCGCGCUACGAGGAGGAGGUGCUGAGCCGCGAGGACGCCGAGGGCCGCCUCAUGGAGGCGCGCAAGGGCGCCGACGAGGCCGCGCUCGCGCGCGCCGAGCUGGAGAAGCGCAUCGACAGCCUCAUGGACGAGAUCGCCUUCCUCAAGAAGGUGCACGAGGAGGAGAUCGCCGAGCUGCAGGCCCAGAUCCAGUACGCGCAGAUCUCCGUGGAGAUGGACGUGUCCUCCAAGCCCGACCUCUCCGCCGCGCUCAAGGACAUCCGCGCGCAGUACGAGAAGCUGGCCGCCAAGAACAUGCAGAACGCCGAGGAGUGGUUCAAGAGCCGCUUCACCGUGCUCACCGAGAGCGCCGCCAAGAACACCGACGCCGUGCGCGCCGCCAAGGACGAGGUGUCCGAGAGCCGCCGCCUGCUCAAGGCCAAGACCCUGGAGAUCGAGGCCUGCCGGGGCAUGAACGAGGCGCUCGAGAAGCAGCUGCAGGAGCUGGAGGAUAAGCAGAACGCCGACAUCAGUGCCAUGCAGGACACGAUCAACAAAUUGGAAAACGAGCUCCGAACCACAAAGAGUGAAAUGGCAAGAUACCUGAAAGAAUAUCAGGACCUCCUGAACGUGAAGAUGGCCCUGGACAUUGAGAUUGCAGCUUACAGGAAACUUCUGGAAGGUGAGGAGACACGGCUCAGCUUCACCAGUGUGGGCAGCAUCACCGGCGGCUACUCCCAGAGCUCCCAGGUCUUCGGCCGCUCUGCCUACGGUGGUCUGCAGACCAGCUCCUACCUGAUGUCCGCCCGCUCCUUCCCUUCCUACUACACCAGCCACGUCCAGGAAGAGCAGAUCGAAGUGGAGGAGACCAUCGAGGCCACCAAAGCUGAGGAAGCCAAGGACGAGCCCCCCUCGGAAGGGGAAGCAGAAGAGGAGGAGAAGGAGAAGGAAGACGCCGAGGAAGAGGAGGGAGGGGAAGAGGAAGAAGCCAAGGAAGGAUCUGAAGAUGCAAAGGAGGAAGAAGAAGGAGGAGGUGAUGGCGAAGAAGAAGACACCAAAGAAUCGGAAGAGGAUGAGAAGAAGGAGGAAGGUGCUGGAGAGGAACAAGCAACAAAGAAGAAAGAUUGA